CGUGCGGUGUGAUGAUGACACCGGUUGUACUCACUUCAACGUGAAUCGACGUUGUGUUAAUAUGUUCGUCUUCACGCCAGUGAUUUUAUUUUUCAUAACAUUCAGUUAUGCUAACACUUUAGAAUAUUUUGCAAAAUGCUGUGAAAAUGGAUUUAUUUUAAAUAAUUUUAUGAAAUGUGAAAUUUCACCAAAUAAUGAUAAUCUGACAACAAUUAUGGAUAUUUCUUAUGGAAUUAUUGACAUGAAUUUCACAUGCUCCACACAUAACAAGAGAAUAAUUUCAAACACAGAACCUAAAGUACAAGUGUACAUCGACAUUCUGUGCGCUGAUGUUGAUCCCAAUGGAACACUCAUCAUUCAAAAUUGUUCCUUCAUUCACAAAAGCAACAAUGAGAAAAUGUCUGAACAUUGCAAAAGUUUAUUCACCCCUAUAAAAUUUUGGGGUGCUUCAAUUGUAGUGUUCGCCUCGUUUAUUUACAUUUUCCCAUAUUCCAUCGUUGUCAUUUUGUAUUGCAUAAUGCCCGAUCUUCGUAGAAAAGCAUUCGACAAGGGAGUCGUGUGUUUUUGUCUAUCUCAAGUUGGUACCGCCGCAACAUUAGGUACAUUCGGCUAUUUUAAUCUCUGUCACAAUCAAAUAAUACCAAUUAUAAUCUAUUCAAUUGUUGGAUUAAUUCUCAUGUUUUUAACAAUAUCAUCAGUUCUUUGGAUGUUUAUAAUGUGUUUUGAUGUUACAUUGACAAUAACACGAUUUAGAUGGGCACCAGCGACAAAUAAUUUAUCUGAUCAAAAUCGAAAAUUUCGUACAUAUGCAAUAUGGGUUUAUUGCGGUAGUUUAAUACCAACGAGUGUUGCAAGUUUUUUUGAAUUAUCACCAACGGUGGGUAAAAAUUGUCCAUUUAAGCCAAAUUUCAUUAAUUUUGACGAUACAAAUUUUGCCGUCAUUGGCUAUGUCACAUUUAUACCGGCAAUUGUAUUUUUGGCAAAUAAUUUUCUAUUUAUUUACACAUCAUGGAGAAUGUUUCAAAUUCAAAAAUCAACAAGUAUGGCAACUGAGAAUCGAGCAAAGAAAAGUUAUAUAACAUAUUUGAAAUUAUAUUUUCUAAUGGAUGCACCAUGGUUGACUGGUGCACUCGGUGCAAUUUAUCCAGAUUUGUGGAUUUUAAAAUUAUUUCGCAUGGUACAUCCAAUUUUACUGUUAAUGGCAAUUUUACCAAGAAAAAUGGUGGUGAAUUCUUUUAAGUGUGAUGGUAAAAAAAUGAAAAAUAAUCAAAAAGAAAUGAAUAACGAAAAUGUUAAUAAAAAACAAAAUCCAUCGAAUUCAAUUAAAGUUAAAGUAUAAGAAACUAAAAAUUAGUUUUUUGAUAUUAUUUUACAUAUUUGUAAAGCGAGAAAAACACAUUAAUUGACGAGUGAUAUAUAUAUAAUUAUAAAAAUAAGUAUGAAAUUUUUAAGACUGA
Molecule: messenger RNA, 1457 nt
Organism: Leptopilina boulardi
Lineage: Eukaryota; Metazoa; Arthropoda; Insecta; Hymenoptera; Figitidae
Exons: 2
Coding region: 62-1339 (425 amino acids)
Source: RefSeq, a predicted model, not a curated record